CGACGCCUGAUCAACGUCACAGGCUAGAUUUACGCUGGAAACCGUUAUUUCUCCCCGAGAAUAAGCUAGACGGCGAGCAUUAUUCAGGAAUGUCUUUCGUUGUUUUAUUUGUCUCCAGAAAUUAUCCGGUACCCGUGUCCUCCAGACUUUGGCCUUGUUUUUCUCUCUCUCCCCCCCCGCUCGAGCUGCCGUUUUUCCCCCCUUAAAGUCCACCGUCAUCGGCCGCAAUGUGGUCCAAAAGUGACGGCGACGAUGGAUACGAGUCCACUAAAACAGGCUCCAGCAGCAGUGGCUCCUCAGGUUGGAUCCUUGGGCAUGAACCGGGCUGGCACAGAGACCCCCAGGCUCCUGGAAACAUUAUCCUGGGGGGCCGCAGACACAGCACUGUGUCAGACAGUGGGGACACAGGGAUCGGCACCUACUGCUCCGACAGCAUGGAGGAUGACUCCAGUUCCAGCACCACCCCUUUGUCUUUCCAGCCGCUGUCCCACACCCCUCUGGGUCCUGAUGAUGAUGGCGUCCCUAGUGUCCGUGUCCUGCCUUCCCCCUCUUCAGUGUCCCCCUGCAGCUCUGGUCGCUGGAGCAGGUCCAACCAGGUCCUUACACCAGCCACGUCUCCUCUGAGUACCCCAAGUUACCUGGACAUGAAAGAGCAGAGACCCAUCAGGAAGUGGUCGUCUCUCACUAAGCUGUCCUCUAGCACCGAUAAGAGCUCUGCCCGGCCUUCAGCGGACUCACACAAACCCGACCCAAGAGGCUCCCUGGACAGAGGCGUGCUGUCUGGCUACAGAAAGGAGCCUCGAGGUUCAACUGUGGACCUUUAUCUCCCAUUAUCAUCCUCCUCCCUCAGCCGGACCUUGCUGCUGCGCUCACCGGGCGCCGCUCCCGGAUACCGCUACCUCCAUGGCAGCAGGUCAACUGGUCUGGAAACAGAGCGGUCCAUUUCCUCCACUCUGACCUCGCCAGCCAAACACAGCAGCCUGGACAUGAGCUACAGUGCUUUAGCAGAGACUAAACUGUCCCGAGGAGGAGGAGGAGCAUACGCCCUCAGCUUACCCAUGCAGGGAGACUCCCUGCUGGGUCACCAGGCUGACAGGAGCUCCCCAAUUCAGCCGGCAGUCCGGACUCAAAUGUGGCUGACUGAGCAGAUGGAGUACAGACCCAAAGAGGGUGGAGCUGGGGCUGGAGACUGCCUGUCGCCAUGGCAACAGGAAGCAGGGCUUAAUCAGACGCUGAUGCAGAGCUCUCUUCCCGUCAACACUCUGGUGAAGUUAAAAGAAGGACUGCUGAGACAGAGAGAGCUGGAGAUAGACCGACAGAAGCAGCAGAUCCUGCAGCUCCACGCUCGGAUCAGAGAGAACGAGCUCAGAGCGCAGCAGGUCCUCCACAGCCAGAGGAGCUGGCUUGAACAUGCCCACAUCCUGAGCAUAAAGGAGCCGUCGCUGAGACCGACUUGUCAGCAGCCGUCUGAUAGGCUGUGCUGUGACGAGGAGCUGGGCAGGAAGCUGGCUGUGGCCGAACUUGAAGUUCUUCACCUGAACGAGUUCUUCAAACAAAUCACCCAAAAAUACACAGAGGACAUCAGAAAGCUGGAGGAGAAGGUAAAGACGAGGGAUCGUUACAUCAGCAGUCUGAAGAAGAAAUGCCAGAGAGAGAGCGAGCAGAACCAGGAGAAACAACAGCGAAUAGAAACGCUGGAGAAAUAUCUCUCUGACUUGCCAACGCUGGACGAGGUGACACAGCAGGCCAAACAGCAGGAGCAGGUGCAGCAGAAAGCCAAACAUCUGGAGAGGACGAUGAGUCGACUGGAGAGCAGCCUUCAGGAGAGCUGUGCUCUGUUGGAGGAGAAGAACAUGAAGAUCGAGUUGCAGGCGAGGAGAGAGACGGAGCUCAUCGCCUCUGUUCACGGUCUUCAGCAGAAGGUGCAGCAGUGUUUGGAUGAUGGCGUCCGUUUGCCCGUUCACGACCUGAGGUGGCUGGAGGUGGAGAACUGUGAACUUCUACAGCAGCAGGACCACAGCAGCAGGCUGAUCAAACAUCAGAAAGAACAGAUCGAGAAGCUGACGUCCAAGCUAACGGCCACCAGCAGCAGACUGCAGAACAAAAGAGGUGUGCCUCUUCUACAACAGACUCCUCCCCCUGAUCAGGACGGUGGCAUGGAACCCCCUAACAGAGCCCCCCCACAGCAGGUGGAGUUGGAGGAGGAGGCGUGUCCAUCAGAGCGUCCUGUAGCUUGCAUGGAGGCUCCUGAAGUGGGCCGUCUGCUGAAGGAGAUGUCUCUGUGUCUGCUGGACCUGCAAACGCUCUGCAGCAUCCUGAGCCAGAGAGCCCAGGGGAAAGAGCCAAACCUGAGUCUGCUGCUAGGCAUGAAAUCUCUAAGCGUGUCGGCGGAGGAGAGCGACAGCAGGCGGGCCGAGGAGGAGGAGCUCCGCUUCAAGCUGCUGGAGGUCAGCCAGCUGAGGAGAGACAUCGAUGAGCUGAGGAGGAGCAUCUCAGACCGGUACACCCAGUCUGUAGGUACAGCUGGGGCACUCAGUGAAGCAAAGUGAGGAACGGAAAGACAGCCAAGGGGCCCGGUGGUGCCCAGUGACACCCAUAGACUCCCAGUGACACCCAUGGACCCCUAGACACCUAUAGACCCCCAGUGACACCAUAGACUCCCAGUGACACCCAUGGACCCCCAGACACCCAUAGACCCCCAGCGACACCAUAGACUCCCAGUGACACCCAUGGACCCCCAGACACCCAUAGACCCCAAGCGACACCAUAGACUCUCAGUGACACCCAUGGACUCCCAGUGACACUGUAGACUACCAUCAAGAUAAUAAACCUUUAAAGGACCGGUUAGAUUGGAAUGGCUACUGGGGGUCUAGACUGGCCUGUGUGCAAAAGGCAGGAUGGAAUGUUUUAUGAGCUAAAUGGCAUCUUUAAAGGCAAGGAUUGCAUGAUUUUUAGACAUGAAAGGAUGACAUCAUCAAAGACAGAGGACAGAAUGUUGGUGAAGCUGGAGAUGUUGGGGGCUUUUCCCCUCAUUUUUGCCAAAUAAACCCUCAGUCCUUUCAAGUUUCACCAACCGUUCCAAAAGUUGCCAACAAUUGAACGUCAACAGAAGGGAAAGCUUGUUGGUAUAUAUGCCCGCUGAGAGGCUAGCUGUGCCUUUUUAACAGCUUUUCCCCCUCAUGUUGCCAAAUGCAUACUGACAAAGGACACUCUAAUAAACUAGAUAGUAAAUACUGGUACUGGUCAGAUUGGAAUGACAAUUCAGAACAAGUUAGAGGGAGUCGCGAUGUGCCACUGACGGAGGAGCCGGUUGCUUUUGUUCAAAUGCUUUUGUUUGAAAGACGGUUUCCUUUUCUCCAUUUUGGCGGUUAAACAAAAGCCAAAAUGGAACCAGAUGAGGAGCAGAAGCACCGGCUGUACGAGGAGCCACUGUUCCCAUCACUCAGAGCAAGGCUGGAUGGACAUAAACAACACCAUAUUUUUUGUUUACCAGGGGAACACCGAAGAUCGCGUCGGAUGGGUCCUUCAUUGAGAGACUUAUUGUGAUGGGCUCAGUUUAAAGAUGCCCCAUUGUUCUGAUCUUAUCUGAACAUCCUCAUGUAGAGCUGCAGAAACAAAUCAACUUUUAAAGUCUCAUUAAUUAAUAUUUAUUGUGCUCAUUUAACCACUUUGUAAAAAUGGACUUGUUUUUAAUCUUUAUUGACUGGAGGAUUUUUCUGCAGCCAAAGAAGGGAAGUUAAAAAUCAGCAUGUGCACUUUUUAGUAAAGUUCUGUCUUCUGUUCAGUGUAGACAUUAAAUUAUUCCGUAACUUUAAGUUUGUUUUUCAGAAGCCCAAUGAAGACAGGCAUUCAUACAGUUUAAUUUUUACUCCCUCUGACAAUAUAAUAACACAGUUUUUUCCUCGGACAGACGGCUCAGGUUGAACCAAAACUCUUGUAGGCAUUUACCUGUGAUGUAGUUUAAGGACCUUCAGAGUCUGAAGGGGCUCCGUGUCUAAUGUUGAUGUUCUCAGGAGAACGAGGAUGGGAAGGGUCAGCUGCUUGAUAUUCUAUGGGCACCAGGCACACUUUCCCAGGCCUGAUCCAUAGGCAUGGGCCUAAGCAGGCCUAGAGGAUGGCCACCAGGGGGCAAUCUGUUUUCAAUUUUAGUCUUAGUUUUAGUCUUUAAAUGAAAUGCAUUUUAGUUUUUGGCACAUUUAAGUCGUUUCUGUCCUUUUUAGUUUUAGUC
Molecule: messenger RNA, 4228 nt
Organism: Cheilinus undulatus (humphead wrasse)
Lineage: Eukaryota; Metazoa; Chordata; Actinopteri; Labriformes; Labridae
Gene: cep85l
Product: centrosomal protein 85, like
Exons: 13
Coding region: 228-2549 (773 amino acids)
Cellular component (GO): centrosome
Source: RefSeq, a predicted model, not a curated record